Messenger RNA from Asparagus officinalis (garden asparagus), 951 nucleotides. RefSeq names its product ABC transporter C family member 3-like. Gene Ontology annotation, molecular function: ATP binding; ATP hydrolysis activity; ATPase-coupled transmembrane transporter activity. Gene Ontology annotation, cellular component: plant-type vacuole; vacuolar membrane. NCBI's taxonomy places the organism in Eukaryota, Viridiplantae, Streptophyta, Magnoliopsida, Asparagales, Asparagaceae. The record is from RefSeq and is a predicted model, not a curated record. Gene Ontology annotation, biological process: transmembrane transport.
CUUAAGGAUUUGUUAUCAUUACAGGUCCGUUAUGCCCCACACAUGCCCUUUGUGCUAAAGGGACUCACGUGCACUUUUGCCGGAGGGAUGAAAACUGGAAUUGUUGGGAGAACUGGCAGCGGAAAAUCUACCUUAAUUCAGGCACUUUUUCGUAUUGUUGAUCCUACAGGUGGCCGGAUACUUAUAGAUGGCAUCGAUAUCACAACCAUUGGACUGCAUGAUCUAAGAUCAAGGUUAAGCAUUAUUCCACAAGACCCUACCAUGUUUGAAGGAACUGUGCGUAGCAAUCUUGAUCCACUUGAAGAAUACACUGAUGCUCAAAUCUGGGAGGCCUUGGAUUGUUGUCAGCUUGGAGACGAAGUUAGAAAGAAAGAGCUGAAGCUGGAUUCUGCAGUGACUGAAAAUGGUGAGAAUUGGAGCGUUGGUCAACGUCAGCUUGUAUGUUUGGGUAGAAUUAUUCUGAAAAAGAGCAAGGUUUUGGUUCUUGAUGAAGCAACUGCUUCAGUGGAUACUGCCACUGAUAGCUUAAUCCAGAAAACUCUGAGGCAGCAGUUCUCAGAUGCAACGGUCAUCACGAUAGCACACAGGAUAACAUCAGUUCUUGACAGUGAUAUGGUCUUGCUUCUUGAUGAUGGUUUGAUUGUGGAACACAAUAGGCCAACUAAGCUGUUAGAGAAUAAGUUGUCCUUGUUCGCAAAACUCGUGUCUGAAUAUACGAUGAGAUCAAGCUCGCAGUUUUGAAAUUUUGAUGUUUAGAUACCACGCUUUAGAUGAUGAUGAUAAUUCAUGAGAAGAUUAUAUAGAAGACUGUAAUUUGUGGUGGUAAGUGAAGAUUCGGCUGAAUAGUGUAUACUACGCAAAUAUAUGAACAGAGAGCUAGCUUCUGAAGGUAUUUUUGUUAAGGAACAUUGGAAGUUAGGCAAGAAAAAUUUGUAUGUGUAUGAACAGAAU